UGGCUGGGGUUCACUUGGACUCUAUUCUAAAGGCAAAGGUAGCUGGGAAGGGCUUCUGCAGAGGAGGAUGCAGCGGGGGUUGCCAGGAACAGCCUGGCUCAGGGCAGGAAACAGAUAAGGUGGGUGGGGGAGUCAGCCCUGAGCCUGGGACUGGCUCCAGCAUAACACGGGGGUCCGCAGGGCCUGGAGAAAGGGGGGCAAUGCAGCAGGGGCACACCCACAGCUGGAACCCACCCAGAUGGACAGCUUGGGCUCUGCCACAUGGGGCUAGGCAAGGAAGGGGCAGGAAAUGGUGAGGCGGUCCCCAGCUGGCUGCUGUCCCCUGCUCAGGCUUUGGUUUCCUCCCUGCCGGCCUGGCCUGGCUCCCUGUGGUAUGGUCAUGCCCCACGCACCCCCUCCACUGAGACGGGGCGGGGAGAUACCCAGGCUGCUCUUCCUGUUCUGGGCCGAUCUCUGAGCAGCAGUUGAGGCUAAGCGCUUCCUAGCUCGCCUUUACACACGGCCUGUUCCACUGCAGCCACCAGCACCAUGAAAGAUGAGGUGGCUCUUCUGGCCACCGUCACCCUCCUGGGAGUCCUGCUGCAAGGUGUCCCAGUGCCCGCACCACCCAUCCUCCCCCAUACCCUCACAGCCUCUCUGCGCCCCAGGCUUCAGCUCUGCCCUUCCGGCUGAAAGUCAGGGACACAAGGCAGCCUACUUCUCUCUACAGGUGAUCUCGGCGCGCAGGGCCUUCCGCGUGUCGCCGCCGCUCACCACCGGCCCGCCCGAGUUCGAACGCGUCUACCGAGCCCAGGUGAACUGCAGCGAGUACUUCCCGCUGUUCCUCGCCACGCUUUGGGUCGCCGGCAUCUUCUUUCACGAAGGGGCGGCGGCCCUGUGCGGCCUGAUCUACCUGUUCGCGCGCCUCCGCUACUUCCAGGGCUACGCGCGCUCCGCGCAGCUCAGGCUGGGCCCGCUGUACGCGAGCGCGCGCGCCCUCUGGCUGCUGGUGGCGCUGGCUGCGCUCGGCCUGCUCUCCCACUUCCUCCCGGCGGCGCUCCGCGCCGCGCUCCUCGGACGGCUCCGGACGCUGCUGCCGUGGGACUGAGACCAGGGCCGCCGGAGCCUGGGAAGAAGAGCCGGAGCCUCCAGCUACCCCGGGAGGGGCGCUCGCCUCCGCUUCCUAGUCUCUCAUUAAAGUUCUCAUGACCCA
Molecule: messenger RNA, 1192 nt
Organism: Saimiri boliviensis boliviensis (Bolivian squirrel monkey)
Lineage: Eukaryota; Metazoa; Chordata; Mammalia; Primates; Cebidae
Gene: LTC4S
Product: leukotriene C4 synthase
Biological process (GO): leukotriene biosynthetic process
Cellular component (GO): membrane; endoplasmic reticulum; nuclear envelope
Molecular function (GO): leukotriene-C4 synthase activity; enzyme activator activity; glutathione peroxidase activity
Source: RefSeq, a predicted model, not a curated record